CUGUCAGGUGACAGGAAACAUCACUGUUGUGUGCGCGGCACCAUUUCCACGUCAGUAGUUUGCCAGUGGAGGAGAUUACCCAGCGGUGACAGAAUAUUUAUCUACCCUACAGCAAAACAACAGGGCAUGACAACACCACGUGGAACUGUCUAAAAUAUUCACUAUGGUGGACAAGAAUAUAUAUAUCGUUCAAGGGGAGAUUUCUGUUGUUGUUGCUGCUAUCAAGAGGAACUCUAGAUGGAGUACCCACACUCCUUUGGAUGAAGAACAGGACCCACUACUAAAUGGCUUCAGCAGCUUGAAAGAAGAACUCAAUAAGAUAAAAGAUCUUUCUGAAGUAGUGCCCAAUGAGUUCCUUAAACCUUUUCUUGAGGUGGUCCGCUCAGAGGACACAACUGGACCAAUCACAGGCCUGGCACUCACCUCUGUCAACAAGUUCUUGUCCUAUGGCCUUAUAGAUGCCAAUCAUGAAGGGGCAGCAGAGGGCAUCGAGAACAUGGCUGAUGCGGUCACACAUGCAAGAUUCGUGGGUACUGACCCUGCGAGUGAUGAGGUGGUGCUGAUGAAAAUCCUUCAGGUUUUAAGGACUUUGCUGCUGACUCCAGUAGGAGCCCAUCUGACCAACGAGUCUGUUUGUGAAAUCAUGCAGUCCUGUUUCCGUAUAUGCUUUGAAAUGAGAUUAAGCGAGCUGCUGAGAAAGUCAGCUGAACAUACACUGGUCGACAUGGUGCAGCUGCUCUUCUCCAGAUUACCACAGUUCAAAGAGGAGGCCAAGAGUUAUGUGGGCACUAACAUGAAGAAGCUAAAGAUGAGAGCCGGUGGAAUGAACGAGUCAUCCAAGUGGAAGAAACAGAAACGUUCACCCCGCCCCCCUCGUCACAUGGUACGCAGUCCCUCGGGGCACUUGGAUUCAGCCCAGUCCAGUACCCUCACCAACAACAUUUCAGGUGGAGUUCCAUUCAUUGAGCAGCAGAGUGGAGGUUCUACUGCGUUUCCUGGUUCAGACAGUGCAGCUUCCUCCAUCUCCAGCCCCACCACUGAUAGUGGCCUGGACACUGGCUCUAAAACCACAUCUAAGGAAGAUCUCACAGACCUGGAGCAGUGUAGCUCAUUGGCCACCACUCCCAUUACACCUUCAGCUGAGCCAGGCAGACUAGAAUCACAGUCUGAGGGAAGGGAAGUGGAGCGUUCCCAGUCAGCCUCAGUGGAGUCCAUUCCUGAAGUCCUGGAAGAGCAAGACUUGUUGGCUGAGCAGUCUGAUUUGGCAUCGGUCCACGACAUGGACUACGUCAACCCCAGAGGAGUGCGCUUCAUGCAGUCCACCCAAAAAGAUGGUGCUGCUCUAAUCCCGUACGGUCUUCCAUGCUUGAAAGAGCUCUUCCGGUUCCUCAUCUCCCUCACCAACCCACAUGACCGCCAUAACUCAGAUGUGAUGAUGCACAUGGGUCUGCAGCUGUUGAACGUGGCCCUAGAAGCCGCACACAUCGCCCCCUACCAGUCACUGCUUUGCCUGGUCAAAGACGAGCUAUGUAGGCACCUAAUACAGUUGUUAAGCGUGGACAGAAUGAAUCUGUACGCCGCCUCCAUACGUGUUUGCUUUCUUCUCUUUGAAAGCAUGCGAGAACAUCUCAAGUUUCAGCUGGAGAUGUACCUGAAGAAGCUGAUGGACAUCAUUACCUCAGAAAACCCUAAAAUGCCCUAUGAGAUGAAGGAAAUGGCCUUGGAGGCCAUCGUACAGAUCUGGAGAAUCCCCAGCUUUGUCACCGAGCUUUACAUAAAUUAUGAUUGUGAUUUCUACUGCUCCAACCUGUUUGAGGACCUCACCAAACUGCUCUCCAAGAAUGCCUUUCCAGUGUCUGGGCAGCUCUAUACAACCCAUCUUUUGUCACUUGAAGCUCUGUUGACUGUGAUUGACAGCACAGAGGCUCACUGUCAGGCCAAAGUUCUCAACAGCGCAGCACAGCAGGAUCAAUUAGAAUCAACAACUGCUGAAGGAGAAAGUUUGAGCAACACCAUUACAGAUUCAACCACAGAGGCUGGCAAAUCUGUCCCCAGUUUUAAUGGGCAGAAUGCUGUUGUGUCUGAGGCGUGGGCUGCCUGUCCUCCAACCAGUGGGUAUUUGAUGGCAGAGGAAAUGAGAUUAGGCAGACAGGACCAGGAGGACACAGACUCAGCAGAAAAGAAAAGCCCUAAGAAGCCACAGCGUUUCACCAGCUGUCUUCCGGACUCUCAAGAACUUCUGGAGAUCAAGAACAAGAAAAAGCUUCUGAUCACAGGUACAGAGCAGUUCAAUCAGAAGCCGAAAAAGGGCAUUCAGUUCCUGCAGGAGAAAGGCCUGCUCAGCAUCCCCAUGGACAAUAAUGAGGUGGCUCAAUGGCUGAGGGAGAACCCCCGUUUGGACAAGAAAAUGAUCGGAGAGUUUAUAAGCGAUCGCAAGAACACCGACCUACUGGACAGUUUUGUCAACACGUUCACCUUCCAGGGCCUGCGCAUAGACGAGGCGCUCCGUUUGUAUCUGGAGGCAUUCCGUCUUCCUGGCGAAGCACCUGUCAUUCAUCGCCUCUUGGAAACCUUCACUGACAACUGGCAUAAAGUGAACGGUAAUCCCUUCCUGACAAACGAUGCUGGCUUUGCCCUGGCUUAUGCGGUAAUCAUGCUGAACACCGAUCAGCACAACCAUAACGUUCGAAAGCAGAACAUCCCCAUGACAUUGGAGCAAUUCAAGAAGAAUCUGAAAGGAGUGAAUGGAGGGAAUGACUUUGAUCAAGACAUGCUGGAAGAUAUCUAUAAUGCCAUCAAGAAUGAAGAGAUUGUGAUGCCCGAUGAGCAGACGGGGCUGGUGAAAGAGAACUAUGUGUGGAGCGUUCUCCUGCACAGGGGGGCCACAUCUGAGGGGAUAUUCGUCCAUGUGCCCGGCAGCAGUUAUGAUCGUGAUCUUUUCACCAUGACCUGGGGACCCACCAUCGCCGCCCUCUCCUACGUUUUUGACAAGAGCUUGGAUGAUGUCAUCAUUAAGAAGGCCAUCGCUGGGUUCAGUAAAUGUGCCAAGAUCUCUGCACACUAUGGCUUCAGUGAUGUUUUUGACAACUUGAUCAUUUCACUCUGCAAGUUUACUACACUCAGCUCUGAGUCUGUAGAGAACCUGCCCACCGUAUUUGGCAGUAACAGGAAGGCUCAAGCCGCUGCCGACACUGUUUUCAGCCUGGCCCAUCGUCACGGCGACAUCUUGCGAGAGGGAUGGAAGAACAUUAUGGACUCCAUGUUGCAGCUGUUCAGAGCUGAGCUUUUACCCCCAUCCAUGGUUGAGGUUGAGGACUUUUUGGACCCGAAUGAGAAGAUUUCUUUACAGCGUCAAGAGACACCGUCAAACAGGGGGGAGUCAACAAUGUUGAGUUUAAUGAACUGGUUAACAUUGAGUGAGCAGUCUGGGCACAGAGGCCCCUCCACUGAGAACCAGGAGGCCAAACAAGCGGCCCAGCUCUGCAUUAAGCAAUGUGACCCAGAGAAGCUGAUCACAGAAAGCAAGUUUCUGCAGCUGGAGUCUUUACAGGAGCUCAUGAAGGCUCUCAUCUCGGUGACCCCUGAUGAGGAAACAAUGUAUGAUGAAGAAGAUGCUGCUUUUUGUCUGGAGAUGCUGCUACGUAUUAUUCUUGAAAACAGGGACAGAGUAUCAUGUGUAUGGCAAACAGUACGGGAUCACCUGUAUCAGUUAUGUGUGCAUGCUACUGAGAGCUGCUUCCUGGUGGAGAGAGCCGUGGUAGGAUUGCUCAGACUUGCUAUACGUUUACUGCGCAGAGAGGACAUUGGCUCACAGGUUCUCCUCUCUCUUCGUUUGUUGUUGAUGAUGAAACCUCACGUUCUGUCCAGAGUCAGCAGAGAGGUGGCCUUCGGCUUGCACGAGCUGCUUAAAACCAACGCUGCCAACAUUCACUGUACUGAUGACUGGUACACGCUCUUUUCCCUUCUGGAGUGCAUUGGGGCCGGGGUCAAGCCUCCAGCUGCCCUGCAGGUUGCCAAUACCAACCCUGACAAUGACACAGGUGCUCAGUCAGAUAGUGAACUGAGUUCAUAUCAUCAGAGUGAAGUUAGUCUUAACCGGGGCUACACGUCCGACUCUGAGGUUUAUACAGAGCAUGGGAAAUCUAGAAUGCCCCGUUCAGCUACUGAUGUCGAUGUGGGCUGGCUAGUGGUGGGUAAAGAUGACCUUGAUGUUACUAAGGCAGCAGUGGCACCAGCUUCAAAGCCCCUGACCCAUCCUCUCAUUAACCAGUACAGUCUGACUGUGGGGCAGGACAUGGGGCUGCAUGACACCAAGUCCCUCAUCAAGUGUGUGGAUUCGCUUUCCUUCAUCGUACGCGAUGCCGCCCACGUCACUCCAGAAAACUUUGAGCUUUGUGUUAAAGCCAUACGAGUGUUUGUGGAGGCUAGCCUUAAUGGAGGAUACCGCACCCACGAGAAGAAAAAGAGUCACAAAUAUGACUCCAAAUCCAGCCGGCUCCGAAAGAAGCCACGAGAGAAGGAAAGCGCAUCACGGCGAACCAAAGCGUCCAGUCAGCGGCCCGCCCGUUCCCAUAGUGACGAUGAGGAAGAUGAGGGCGUGCCGGCCAGUUACCACACGGUGUCUUUUCAGGUUAGUCUGGACUUGUUAGACCUGAUGCAUACACUGCACACACGAGCAGCCGGCAUCUACAGCUCUUGGGCAGAGGAACAGCGCCAUCUAGAGUGUGGUGGCAGAAAGAUCGAGGCUGACUCUCAAACAUUGUGGUCCAGCUGCUGGUGUCCUCUGCUUCAAGGUAUGGCUUGGUUGUGCUGUGAUGCUCGGAGACAAGUCCGCAUGCAAGCUCUCACCUACCUACAGAGGGCACUACUUGUACAUGAUCUACAAACUCUGGAUGCGGUAGAGUGGGAGUCCUGCUUCAACAAGGUCCUGUUUCCUCUGCUGACUAAGCUGUUAGACAGCAUCAGUCCAGCUGAUGUGGGCGGCAUGGAGGAGACCAGGAUGAGGGCCUGCACACUGCUUUCUAAGGUGUUCCUGCAGCAUCUCUCUCCAUUGCUCUCUCUGCCCACGUUUGCUGCUCUCUGGCUCACCAUUCUAGACUUCAUGGAUAAGUACAUGCAUGCUGGCUCCAGCGACCUGCUGCUGGAGGCAAUCCCUGAGUCUCUGAAAAACAUGCUGUUAGUGAUGGACACAGCAGGGAUCUUUCACUGUGCAGACUCUCGCACAGGCUACUCAGACUUGUGGGAAAUCACCUGGGAGAGAAUUGACUGUUUCCUGCCCCGUCUCAAAGAGGAGCUCUUCAAACAAUCUGUCAUGCCAGAACCUAUCUGUAAUGUUCCUGUGGAGCCUGUCCCACUCCCUAUCGCUGUUACCCCAGCCUCUCCUCCUGUGCCAGCCCCCUCACCAGUGCCAGCAGCCCCUGCAGAGCCAAACAUCUCCAGCAGACCUGCAUCACCUCAGGACAUGCCCACACCUAGUGCCAACGGUGAUCAGUAUUUGAGUGGUGCAGUGUGACGAGGAGGAGGGCGUGGCCGGGCCGUGUUGGAGCACGGCCGGCGCUGAAUCAGCUGAUCGGCGGGAGAGCGAGAUAAAGGGCAGCCGGAGACACCGGUUCGAGAGAGAGAGAGAGACGCACGUGGCCGCAUUGCAUAUGUGUCUGUGUUUGUUUAUGUUUGUUUUAAGUUGAGUUUCUCAUUAAAACUUUUAGUGUUCAGCUGGUUUCCACCUCCUUCUUGCCCAUCCUGGAGUAAAUUCUAGAGACUGUUGUGUGUGAAAAUCCCAGGAGAUCAGCAGUUACAGAAAUACUCAAACCAGCCCGUCUGGGGGCCUGGGUAGCACAGUGGUAAAAGACGCUGGCUACCACCCCUGGAGUUCACUAGUUUGAAUUCCAGGGUGUGCUGAGUGACUCCAGCCAGGUCUCCUAAGCAUCCAAAAUUGGCCCAGUUGCUAGGGAGGGUAGAGUCACAUGGGGUAACCUCCUCGUGGUCGCAAUAACGUGGUUCGUUCUCAGUAGGGCGCGUGGUGAGUUGAUCGUGGAUGCCGCGGUGGAUGGCGUGAAGCCUCCACACGCGCUAUGUGUCUGUGGCAACACGCUCAACAAGCCACAUGAUAAGAUGCGCGGGUUAACGGUCUUAGACGUGGAGGCAACUGGGAUUCGUCCUCCGCCACCCGGAUUGAGGCAAAUCACUGCGCGACCAUGAGGACUUAAAAGCGCAUUGGGAAUUGGGCAUUCCAAAUUGGUUGGGAAAAAAAAAGCAGCCUGUCUGGCACCCAUGCUGUAACAGUUUGGGAAAGGAGGAUGAGGGAACCUGAGCAACACACAACAAAACUCCAAUCAAACAGAACAUCAAACUGAAAACAGCAAUAUAAACACACACACAGAGCGGCCGUGUGUGUCUCUCUCUCCCACUCUCUGGCAUCCCCGGCUCUUCCCUUUUCUCCUUUCUAUCCUCAUGGCCCCGCCAUGCCCUCCUCCUCGUCACACAUGCGAUUAUCUAAUCAGCCAAUCGUGUGGCUGCAGUGCAUAAAAUCAGGCAGAUACGGGUCAGGAGCUUCAGUUAAUGUUCACAUCAACCAUCAAAAUGGGGAAAAAUGUGAUCUCAGUGAUUUGGACUGUGGCAUGAUUGUUGGUGUCAGACGGGCUGGUUUGAGUAUUUCUGUAACUGUUGAUCUCCUGGGAUUUUCACGCACAACAGUCUCUAGAAUUUACUCCGAAUGGUGCCAAAAACAAAAAACAUCCAGUGAGAGGCAGUUCUGUGGAAGGAAAUGUCUUGUUGAUGAGAGGUCAGCAGAGAAUGGCCAGACUGGUUCAAACUGACAAAGUCUACGUUAACUCAGAUAACCGCUCUGUACAAUUGUGGUGAGACAAAUAUAAUCUCAGAAGGCUAUUCUGAGAUGCGGGUUGGCGCUGUUUUGGCAGCACGAGGGGGACCUACACAAUAUUAGGCAGGUGGUUUUAAUGUUGUGGUUGAUCGGUUUGUAGCAAUUGACCCUUCGCUAAGCCCUGCCUUAAAAGCGUUUCUGACCAAUCCUGUUUUAGCAACUGUUACCAGGAUGUCAUCACUCUGACACACGUUUGCUAUUUUCCAAUGAGAGUCUAUGGGAGUAAUGUAUGUUCGAUCAGUUUUAAGCAGGAUUUUAUCAAAAUGAUUUAAAAAAAUGUAAAACACAAUGUUGCCAGGUCACUUGUAAUAGUGACAUGAGGUACCCAGAGAGGAUACAUGCAGUGUUCUAUUCUGAUUCACGGUCUCCACAGUUUUCAAUCAAAUUACUGUGUAAUUUAUCAAUUACUUGAAAAAAAUUUUUUUUAGAUAAUUAUGCCUUACAAUAUCACUCUUCAUUCCAGCCCACUUAAGAAUAUUAUCGAUUCUGUUUAUGAGAAUAUUUUGCCAGAAAUCACUCUGUUGACGGCAAUCUCCCAUUCAUUCCAAUGGGAAGUUCUGCAGAGCUUUUCAGAGAGAGCGACCAUAACCAAGGAGGGUGGAACUUAGUGAAGGGUCAGUUGAACUGCAUAGUUCAGUGGGCCCUUUUGUUAACUGGGACCCACUUUAUAUUUGGUGUCUUUAUCUACUUUGUACUUAAGCAUUUGAUACAAUGUACUUAUUAUGUACAUAAGUGUUGUUGAAUUGUACUGACAUUUAAAGUACCUGCAUUUAAUUACAUCUGUAGUUACACUGUUAACCCUAAACCUAACCCUUACCCCUAACCCUAAUCUAACCUACGCGCCUCAACCUCAGUAGUAGCAAAUGUGAAUCUUGUUAGAAUUUUGCAGAACAACAUGUAGUUACACAAUAAAUACAUUGUAUAUGUAAUUAUUACAUAGUAGUUAAAGACACCUAAUAUAAAAUGGGACCGUUAUUUUUUUAAAUUUACAUUUUUAUAAUGUACCAAGUUAGAAGUUUCCCAUAUAAUUCACAGCAUUAGCUAAGAGAGAAUUCAAAUGAAUCACAAUUUAAUCAAAUUGUAUAAUAAUCAGAAUGAAAUUAAGAGCUUGUGAAUUGGAAUCAAAUCAAAUCAGAAAUUUUUAUGGAUACUUUUCCUUGCACCAUUACGUCUUGUGCACAAAGCGCUCUAACCUUUCAAGGUAUACUACCUGUACGGAUGCGUUCAACGCAUGCACACUUUGACUGUUUUGAGGUACUCUUUAGUACAGUCAAUGCCAGGCACGUGUGCAGAUAACGCGCAAAGACUCUCCUCCACUCACAUACCCUUGCAUUUUUGUAUUCGAAUGACACGUCUUUUUCUGCUUCAUUUCCUCUUUACAGAAACAGAUAGAUCGUCUCCAGUUCCUCCCUCAACAUCUCCAAUACCCACUCCAGCAAAGAAGAGUCCUACAGAGUCUCCACCCCCUCUCAGCCAGUCUCCACUCAUACUGCAGCCCCUUGCCUCGCCACUGCAAGUGGGUGUG
Molecule: messenger RNA, 8405 nt
Organism: Myxocyprinus asiaticus (Chinese sucker)
Lineage: Eukaryota; Metazoa; Chordata; Actinopteri; Cypriniformes; Catostomidae
Product: Golgi-specific brefeldin A-resistance guanine nucleotide exchange factor 1-like
Exons: 40
Coding region: 164-5512 (1782 amino acids)
Biological process (GO): regulation of ARF protein signal transduction
Molecular function (GO): guanyl-nucleotide exchange factor activity
Source: RefSeq, a predicted model, not a curated record